AUGUCAUAUUCAGAAAAAGAGUUUAUUGUGCGUGCUUCCACAUCAAAAAUAGGUCCAACUAUGGCUCAUAAGUUGAGGGCAAGUCUGAGAGGUGGGUAUGAGUUUGUAAAGCCCAAAGUAGUUGACUAUAAAAAUUUAAUGAGAGAUAUCAACAGGGUUAUUGGUUAUAAAGAUGCCCAAAUGAUAGUAAACACAAUGAAUGACCGUCGAGCUCACUAUCCAAAUUACUCAUUUGAGUUUAAUUGUCAAGAGGAUGUUUUGGACUGUAUGUUUUGGGCUGAUGAAACGGAGAAGGCAUAUUAUGCUGAAUUUGGUGAUGUUAUCUCGUUUGAUGCGACUUUCCGAACAAACAAGUAUCGAAUGGUUUUUGUUCCGUUUACUGCUAUUGACCAUCAUAAAAAAUCGGUUACUGUUGGAUCUAGGUUGCUAAGCAAUGAAAGCAUUGAGUCUUACUCUUGGUUGCUUAAAGCAUUUCUUAAAACUCAUGGGAAAGAACCAACACUUGUUUUAACUGAUCAAGAUGCUGCAAUAAAACAAGCUGUUGAGAAUAUGUUUUGUAAUUCAAAGCACCGAUUAUGUAUGUGGCAUAUAAUGAAAAAGUUGAAAAAAAAGAUAUCAGAUGAUUUAUUUACAAACACAGACUUUAGAAAAAGGUUUUCGAAGCUUGUUUGGGACAUUAAUAUGGAACCUGAUGUUUUUGAGGUGAAGUGGGGUUUGCUUAUGAAGGAAUUCAAUCUUGAAGACACAAGAUGGUUUAAAGACAUGUUUACAAUACGUGAUUCAUGGAUACCUGGAUAUUUUAGUGAUAUUCCAAUGUGUGGUUUGAUGAAGACUAUAUCGAGGUCAGAGAGUAUGAAUUCAUUCUUUAAUACAUAUUCAGAAAGUGGGAACUUACUUUUGAAUUUCAUGAUGAAUUACGACACUACCAUUCAAAAGCAAAGGAAUACUCAACGAGAGCUUGAUAGGGCAUCAAAGAAAGCAUCAUAUAAAAUGCAAACACCUCGAGAAAUAGAACUGCAAGCAUCAAAGAUUUAUACAAGUACAUUAUUUUUUGAGGUUGAAAUAAAAGCUGAAGAGAAAGAAAUAAAUUGCAGUUGUGAACAUUUUAAGUGUAUGGGUGUUUUAUGCAGACAUGCUUUUACAAUAAUGAUGAGAUGUGGUGUUAAAGAAAUUCCUGAAAGAUACAUUUUGGAGAGAGGAGAAAGGAUUUUUGAAUCAUGUUUGGAUAUUGUAAGAGAUGACAAAAAGAGAUUGGCUUUGUUUGCUGAGAAACAACAAAUGUUGUUGAAGGAAUUUGAGAGUGAAUAUAUUUCUCCUGGAUUGAAAAGCAAGACAGAUGGUGAAGUCGUAUGCAAGCUUUUGGGUGUUACUAUUCCUAUUCCAGAAGAGAUUAAUAUUCAUGUUCCUGAAGUUCAAAGCAAUAAAGGUUCUGGAAUCAAGAAAAGAAUUCCAAGUGCAGGUGAAGUAGCAUAUGAAAAUUCUAAAAAAGAACAUAGAAUGUGUUCAGGAUGUGGAAAGCGAGUUCCACACAAUUUACGUACUUGUCCAGAAAGAGUUGGAGUUGCUAAAUCAACAAAAGACAGUUAG
This is a messenger RNA of Lactuca sativa (garden lettuce), 1587 nucleotides long. RefSeq names its product protein FAR1-RELATED SEQUENCE 5-like. Gene Ontology annotation, molecular function: zinc ion binding. Lineage: Eukaryota; Viridiplantae; Streptophyta; Magnoliopsida; Asterales; Asteraceae. The record is from RefSeq and is a predicted model, not a curated record.